Molecule: messenger RNA, 630 nt
Organism: Vigna umbellata (rice bean)
Lineage: Eukaryota; Viridiplantae; Streptophyta; Magnoliopsida; Fabales; Fabaceae
Source: RefSeq, a predicted model, not a curated record
AUGUUUAACUGUGUUGAACCGAGAUUAAGUCAAUACGCUCUAAUCAUCCUUUCAGGAUCUGCUUCACUCUCAUCCACCACCCAAUGCUACUCCGUUCGCGGGUCCAGGCCCAAACCUAGGCCCAUCCAAUCCGUUCAAGCAGCCGACAACUCCGUCAAUGUAGUAACCGACGGCAAACAGCAGCAACCGAGGCACGAGGCCAAGUGGGCCGUGGACAGCUGGAAGUCCAAAAAGGCUCUCCAGCUCCCGGAAUACCCGAACCAAGAGAACCUCUGGGCGGUGCUCAAGAGCCUGGAAGCGUUCCCUCCCAUCGUCUUCGCCGGAGAGGCUCGCAACCUUGAGGAGCGCCUCGCCGUCGCCGUCGCGGGGAACGCGUUCCUACUACAGGGUGGUUCGUGGAGAAGUUUCCUGGCUAAAAGAGAAAUUUUAUGGAUGUUGAUGUUCGGUGGCCAGAUGCCCGUUAUUAAGGUGGGACGUAUGGCGGGUCAGUUCGCGAAACCGAGAUCGGAGCAGUUGGAGGAGAAGAACGGAGUGAAACUCCCCAGUUACAGAGGCGAUAACGUGAAUGGAGAUGCGUUCGAAGAGAAAGCCAGAAUUCCAGAUCCUGAAAGGAUGAUUAGAGCGUAUUGA